Molecule: messenger RNA, 679 nt
Organism: Camellia sinensis
Lineage: Eukaryota; Viridiplantae; Streptophyta; Magnoliopsida; Ericales; Theaceae
Product: transcription factor PRE3
Biological process (GO): regulation of growth; regulation of DNA-templated transcription
Molecular function (GO): protein dimerization activity
Source: RefSeq, a predicted model, not a curated record
UUCACCCCCAACAAUACCACUGCUUGAAGUUGUGUUAUUGUGCUCUCUCUCUCUCUCUCUCUCUCUCCAAAGCAGUUCUAUCUUUCUCCAUAACUUGUCUCAGACACUCUAUCUUUCUUUCCACUCCAACCUGCUUAACCAUUUUCCUAAAAGUUUUCUUUGUUCUCUGACAAAUUUAAUCUGAUUUGUCAGUUGAGUUUCGAUCUAUUCCAUCUCUUAAGUAACUUGUUUCUGACAUAAAUAUCGAGUUUACAAAUAUAUAAUAAAAAAAUGUCUCGCCAAAGAUCACGUUCAAGGCAAUCAGGAGGAGAAGCUUCGAGGAUUAGCGAUGAGCAGAUCAACGAGCUCAUUUCCAAGUUACAACAACUUCUUCCUGAGCUUCGCCAUAGGCACUCCGACAACGUUUCAGCAGCGAGGGUGUUACAGGAGACUUGCGACUGCAUAAGAGGCUUGCACAGAGAGGUUGAUGACCUAAGUGAGCGCUUGUCCGAACUGUUGGCUACAACUGAUAGCGCUCAAGCGGCCAUAAUUAGGAGCUUACUUAUGCAAUAGGUCUAUGCUUGUAUUGCCUUUUUUCGUACCUCUCUUUCUCAUAAAUCUAGGGUUUUGUUUAGUCACUAGAUCAGAAAAGAAUUUGUAAUUGGGUGAUAUUUGCUUAGUUAAUUUAUAAGCAAUAAUA